AUGACGCCCCCCCCUGCUGCGGCAGAGACGUCGCAGCCACGGGCGUCGGCACCACCGCGCAUGCCGGCGAAGCAGAUGAUGGCCGUCUCCAUCAAGUCACUCGUCUCAAACGUGCUCGGCCGCGUCGGUGGUGCCGGCGCCGGCGGCAAUGACGGUGCCGGAAAGGUUAAGUCCGGCCUGACGGAGCUGUUCGCCAAGACUGACCCGGCCGUCGACGGCGACGAGUGCCUGCACGACUGCUCCAGCUGCACCGUCCGGUACCCGCGUGCCUUCAAGAUCGACGAGGAGGACCUGCUGUACGGUCAGGUCAAGGCCUGGAGCACCCACGUGCUCGUUGCCACCGGCAAGGCCGACUGGGUCCGCGACGUCGCCGACGAAAAGGGCAGCGUCAUGGAGGCCAUCGGCAAGGCGGACGCGCCCACGAACGGGAAGCUCAUGCUCUCCGCCUCGAACAUGCCGACGCCCCAUGACACGACCGACUACUCGGAACCGACGACGCUCCUCCUCCUCCCAGCCUUUACGCUCGUCCGGAACGCGGUCCCUGCGAACGUGCCGACGCUCAUCAACGACCUCAUCAACCGCGCACCGACGACCAUGUCGGCCCUGCAGCCCGCGAACAUACCGCCCACCCUCCCGGGACCCGAUCCGUCCAUCCCGGCGCUCAUCACCCGGCCCUGCCCACACCAGGCCGUCAUCCUCAUGUGCAGCCAGAGGACGCGCGACGCCCGCUGCGGCCAGAGCGCGCCCCUGCUCCGAAAGGAACUCGAACGCCACCUGCGACCCCUCGGUCUGUACCGCGACCUUCAUGACGAGCGCCCAGGUGGCGUCGGCAUAUAUUUUAUCAGUCAUGUUGGUGGUCACAAGUACUCGGCCAACGUCAUGGUCUAUCGACGACGCAACGCCUUCGGGCAGGAUGACGUCGACGACGACGACAGCAACAACAACAAAUCCAACGAUAACGGCAGCGGCAACGGCGAAGGCGAGGGCGAGGGCGAGGGCGACGCUGGCGCUGCCCAGGGAAUCUGGCUUGCACGGGUUCGACCCGAAGACUGCGAAAACCUCGUCCGAUACACCGUCCUCAAGGGCAAGGUCGUCAAGCCCGAGAGCCAGCUGAGGGGCGGCUUCGACCGGAUGAGAGGCCUGACCAGUUGGUGA
Drechmeria coniospora is the source of this 1155-nucleotide messenger RNA. RefSeq lists its product as uncharacterized. The transcript has 2 exons. Lineage: Eukaryota; Fungi; Ascomycota; Sordariomycetes; Hypocreales; Ophiocordycipitaceae. The record is from RefSeq and is a predicted model, not a curated record. The coding region runs from base 1 to 1155 and encodes 384 amino acids.